Messenger RNA from Sarcophilus harrisii (Tasmanian devil), 1219 nucleotides. Its product is annotated as tumor necrosis factor receptor superfamily member 6. Gene Ontology annotation, molecular function: tumor necrosis factor receptor activity; protein binding. The record is from RefSeq and is a predicted model, not a curated record. Gene Ontology annotation, cellular component: CD95 death-inducing signaling complex; external side of plasma membrane; membrane raft. Gene Ontology annotation, biological process: necroptotic signaling pathway; regulation of stress-activated MAPK cascade; motor neuron apoptotic process. Lineage: Eukaryota; Metazoa; Chordata; Mammalia; Dasyuromorphia; Dasyuridae. The coding region runs from base 175 to 759 and encodes 194 amino acids. The transcript is spliced from 3 exons.
CGGGGUCACCCGGGGUCAGAGGCCCUGGGAGCAGCCGGGGCCCCCUCCCCCCGUAUCGGUGGCCACGUGACCCACGCGCCCCCCGGGGCCUUUGGCGGUUGGGGGAGGCUCCCCUGGAGCGGCCGCCCCCGUGUUAUAUUGACCCCAGACUCUCCCUCUCUGACAGAGCAAGAGAUGGUGAUUCCAUGUCACAGGGAGAGCGACACCCGGUGCCGGUGUAAAGCCCGAGACUAUUGUGAGGGGCAGAACUGUACCACCUGCCGGCCCUGCAGGACAAGGUGCCCAGAGGGAGAAGAGCUUCUCCAAGGAUGCACCAACACAAGUGACAUAGUGUGUGGGAUCCCUACAACAGGAGGCCCCAACAACUCAUGGCUUUGGCUUCUGCUUCUGAUUCUGCCGAUUGUGGCCAUGGUCGGUUUCAUCAUUUGGGACGUCCGGAAGUGGAAGUCUUCAAGAUCAAGGCCAUCCUGGGCAGUAACUGUUGAGGGGCAGGUCAAUUCUCCCAGACCCUCCACAGCAUCUGAAGGAGCCACAGGGCAGCCUUUGCUGACUCAGAUGUUGGAGAUUGAGAAUGAGAUAAAUUGUAGACAGAGAGAAGAGGAGGGAGGUCAGAGAACAGCAACGGCCUCCCAGUCUCCUUGUCUCAGCCCCUCACAAGGGGGGAUCCAUUCUGGGUUAGACCUCCAGCAGCCACUGCCUGAUGGCUCCCAGGUAUUGCAACAGCUCCAGGGUGUUCUGGGCCGUUCCCCUGGCUCCUGAAGGAGAGCUGCAGAGCGAGGAGGCCCGAGGACUGAAUUGGGGUCACAGGGUAGCACUUUCGCCUUCCUUUUCUCUAUCCAUUUUGCUUUGAUUUUUCUUGUGCCGCCAUGAAUGUUUACAAGAACUGCCCAUACUCUGCCAGCUGUGCCAAGGGGCUCCUGCUGCUCCUCCCCAAGUCUACUACAAGUUCCAGUGGGGCCGGGCGUUUCUAUUGGGACCUCAGUGAGCUGCUGGUAUGUUGGGGCUGGGACCCAGGUCUCCCCUUUACCCCAUGUUACCUUUUCCCUCCAGCUUUAAGCAGGUGCUUCUGAAGGAUCUUUUUUUGUUUGUUUGUUUUUGCUUCUGAAGGAUCUUACUUUAAAAUGCCCAAAGAGCAAUAGUGUGCAAUUAAAUGUGUUAUAGUAUUCAUUGGGUUAUUUGUGCAAUUAAAUAUAUCUGAGCGUCAGUGUUUUCAUGUGAA